This is a messenger RNA of Megalobrama amblycephala (Wuchang bream), 3194 nucleotides long. Its product is annotated as zinc finger protein 501-like. Lineage: Eukaryota; Metazoa; Chordata; Actinopteri; Cypriniformes; Xenocyprididae. Bases 193 to 1626 code for a protein of 477 amino acids. Gene Ontology annotation, cellular component: nucleus. Gene Ontology annotation, biological process: regulation of transcription by RNA polymerase II. The record is from RefSeq and is a predicted model, not a curated record. The transcript is spliced from 2 exons. Gene Ontology annotation, molecular function: DNA-binding transcription activator activity, RNA polymerase II-specific; RNA polymerase II cis-regulatory region sequence-specific DNA binding.
AGUGGGUGGCGGAAAUGCGCUUACCAAGAAGCCAAAAACAUCCAAGAAGAUGAAGAGACGCGCUCCGAACUGCCCAUUCAAAACAAAAGACUUGCAGCGUUUUUGAAGCAUCACGAAUCAGUUUUAACAUAAUAAUAAUAAUAAUAAUAAUAAUAAUAAUAAUAAUAAAUAAAAAACGAUCAAAGUAAAAACAUGCAUUCAGACUAUGAGGAAGAGCAGAAACCUGUAAAGAUGGAGUUUAUUGAAGAUUACAGCGAGUACAGGACUGAUCCAGAACCAUUCAGAGUGAAACAAGAAGAUACUGAAGAACAGAGAGACCUGAUGGAAGAAAAUGGGGAGAGUGAAGAACUGAAUGAAGUGGAGGAUAAAUAUCAUGUCAAAACUGCAGAAACUUGCACACAGACUGAAAGUAAAUGUGUAGAGAGAAGAGCCAUCAAAAAUUUCAACUGCCCUCUGUGUGGAAAAAGAUUCUCAUACAAACAAAAUCUUAAAUGUCACAUGAGAACUCAUAGUAGAGAGAAGCCGCACACAUGUGAUCAGUGUGGGAGUGCUUUUGCCACAGCAGCUGUAUUGAAUCGGCACCAGAGGAUUCACACCGGAGAAAAACCUUACAAGUGUUCACAAUGUGACAAGAGAUUCAGUCAGUCACAACAUCUGAAAAGACAUGAGAUGAUCCAUGCUGGGGAGAAACCGCACACGUGUGAUCAAUGCGGGAAGAAUUUUGCACAAGCAAACUGUCCUAAACUAUAUCCGUGUUCUCACUCUGGAAAAAGACCAUUUAACUGUGAUCAAUGUGGUAAAACAUUUUAUAGGGCAGAUCACCUGAAGGACCACCUGAAAGUUCAUACAAAGGAGAAGCCUUACAUGUGUUCUUUGUGUGGAAAGAGUUAUUCAAAGCGAGGUUAUUUUAAAAUACACCAGAAAACACACUGUGGUGUGAAGGAUCAUAUGUGCUUUGAUUGUGGGAAGACCUUUACUAGAUCUGACAUAUUGAAACAGCACCAGAGAAUUCACACUGGAGAAAAACCUUACAAGUGUUCGUACUGUGACAAGAGAUUCAAUCUGUCAGGAAAUCUGAAAACACAUGAGAGGACCCACACUGGAGAGAGGCCUUUCACAUGUGAUCAGUGCGGGAAAAGUUUUAAAGAAAAAGGAACCCUUAAGUCACACAUGAAAAUCCACACUGGAGUGAAGCCGUACACGUGUGAUCAGUGCGGGAAGAGUUUCACACAUUCUAACACUCUUAAGUUACAUCUGCGUUCUCACUCUGGAGAAAGACCAUUUAACUGCGAUCAAUGUGGUAAAUCAUAUUUUUCGUCAUCAUCCCUGAAGAUCCACCUGAAAGUUCACACAAAGGAGAAGCCUUACACUUGUUCUUUGUGUGGAAAGAGUUUUACUCAGAUGGGUACUUUAAAAAUACACCAGAAAAGUCACACCGGUGUAAAGAAUCACAUGUGCUUUGAUUGUGGGAAGACCUUUUUUACAGAUGCCGUAUUGAAACAGCACCAGAAAAUUCACACUGGAGAAAAACCUUACAAGUGUUCACACUGUGACAAGAGAUUCAGGCAGUCAGGAAACCUGAAAAGACAUGAGAAGAUCCACACUGGAGAAAAGCCGCAUACCUGAUCAGUGUGGGAAGAGUUUUACUCUCUCAGGUUCUCUACUGCGUCAUACUAAAAACAAAUGUGGUAUACUGUUGGUGAACAUUGAGACCAUUAAUCCAGCUCCUUCUGGUUGAAGAUCGAGUGAAAGCAACAAUGUUCUAUAUGAAUUAUUUUUGAUUUUGGCAGAUCUGGUCUUACUACACAGCAGUAACUUAUAUGGAGAUAGAAUUGUUCCGUUAUUCCAAAUAAAUAGAUUAUAAUCCACAAAUAAAUAAAGAGAUUCACAAAAAAAUAAUCAUAUGCAAUUAUGCACAAACAUAUAGAAUGAGAUCCAGAAAUAUAUGUUAGGAGUUUCACAAAAAAAUUAAUUUAAGACAAAGAAGGGAAGAUAAUGUUGAAUAAAGUCGUUAUUUUUGUUUUGUUUUUGUGCACAAAAGUAUUCUCGUCACUUCAUAACAUUAAGGUUGAACCACUGCAGUCAUGUGGACUAUUUUAACAAUGUCUUUAAUACCUUUCUGGACCUUGAAAUUGGUCUAUCGAGGAUAAAAAUAACCUCUUGAAUUACAUCAAAAAUACCUUAAUUUGUUUUCCGAAGAUGAACUAACCCUUUAAAACACUAAAACUGUGCUUAUAUAUUUAGUUAAUUUGUGUUCAUUUGUUUAGUUCAAAUGUUUCCAAGAAUGUUUAAAUCCAGAGAAAUGAGCAAUUUUAGUGCCCCGACCCAUCUCCUGUCAAUGACAUUAUACCCACGUUACCCUCAAUUACCGACAGGUGACCAACUGUAUACGAACAGAAAACUAAUCAUAUAGCUCAACACUGUUACUGUACUCGUUUUCUUGAUUUACCAUGUUUUUACUAUGCAUCAGAGACAACACUAUUUUGUCAAGAAUCAGAUGCAAUUAAUUUGCAGUAAUAGUAGGCUAAUACAGCAUUUUAUUCAUCAUACAAUAUAUUUUAAAAUUAAUUGCAUGCCAUUCAGAAACACAAGCCAUCCAGUAUUUAUUAAUAUGAUAUUCUAAUAUCGAUCUUGCUUACUGCAGCAUGCAACAAGUGUCUCAAAGCAGCCGCCGAGUGAACGCUUAGAGUAGCAUUAUAGCAGAACUUUCAACACACUCAAAUGUAUCUAGUAUGAUAAACAGCAUUGCGUUAACCCAGAUAUGCCUGACCGGUUACAAGAUAUUUGGUUUCUAAGAUUUUCAGUUUCAGUGGGUGGAGCUUACAUGAAUAUUCACGAGUUUCCCGGACAUGCGUGUGGAACUGUGAAUUUUAUUUCAGCUCCUCUUUGUAUCUCAGCAGGUUUAAUAAAUUAUUUCAAAAAGGUAAAUAGUUUCAGUGUUGCAUGAACAAAUGGGUAAACUUUAACUGUUUAUUGUUUCGUAAUCCUUUUAUGUUUUUAAUUAGUUUGCACUGUUUUGUGCAGUCAUCCCUGACUUGAUAUGACUGCAGGCAUUAAAUUAGGGUAAAGCAGCAAGUUAAACUAGUUGUAUGCAUUGAUUUUCAUUGUGCUCUUCCUUUGUACUUUAUGAUGCUUUAAAACUGUCUUAUUUGUUGAAUGCAAUGACUGAAAUAAACCUGUAUGAUGUAGACUAA